AUGGCGAAGCUCAGCAAAUUGUCGGAAGAGAUGGUCGGUCAUUUCCUUUCGAGAUUGCCACCUAAAGCAUUGAUGCGCUUCAAAUGUAUUCAGAAGUCGUGGUGCAAACUGAUAACUUCUCCCAGCUUUAUAGCCAGCAACCUUUCUGUUUCCAGGAACAACAAGUUUGCUUCAACAACUAGCAUCCUUUUCAAGCGUACCGUCCUCAAGGAUAAGAAGGAUGAGAAUGAUAUAUUUAAUGUCCUUAGGGACAACAACAAUGAUAGGAGACACAUUUUUGUUUCUUUACUUGAUCUUUUUAUCGAUCAAGAUGGUGAUGACCAGAAUCAUCACUCUGUUGUCGACAACCUUAUUGUUCCACUUCCUUUAAGCAAUUGUCCCUUUAGUUUACAAGUUGCAGGGCACUGUGACGGGGUUAUUUGUCUUGUUAAUACUGUUCUUGAGGAUGUUGCAUUUUGCAAUCCAGCGAUCAAGGAACUCAAAUUUCUUCCUAGGUCCCCCCUUCUUCUUCCUCGCAGACAUCCAGAUGAUAUUCACGGCAUCGAAACGGAUGUAAAUGCAGUCGGAUUUGGCUAUGAUUCUAAAACUCAAGAGUACAAGAUUGUCAGAACUAUAAAUUUUAUUACAGGGAUUUGUUAUACACUAGAUCCUAAAGCAGAAGUGUUCACAUUGGGUUCUCAGUCUUGGAGAGAGAUCAAAAUUGAUAACGAUAUUCAUUGCUUUUGGACUCCUUCAUUUGAGUUACACUUCAAGGGGAUAUAUUACUGGAGUGCACUAAGUUAUCCAACUCCAGGAGAAGAUCAGGAAUCCAUCUUUACAUUCAAUAUGAGUGAAGAGACAUUUGAAGAGUUACCGGUUCCAGAUAAUACUCAUCCCAGAGACGGAGUUGUUAAGUACCUUGCUGUGUGGAAAGAGUCUGUUGUUCUUAUUUCUUGUCAAGGGGACGAUGAUCCUAAAUCCUUCGAUAUAUGGCAAAUGGAUGACUCUAAUGGUGUUAAAGGUUGGACUAAACAGUUGGCUAUUGGACCUGUAACAUGCGAGAUUCCCUUGGUAUUUUGGAAGAGUGAUGAACUCCUUUUGGUUCUCUCGGAUGGAAGUGUAGUCUCCUAUCACCUUGGUAACAAAACUAUAAAGCAUCUUCCGAUUCAUGGCGUGGAAGAUCCCCAAUACAUUCAUGCUGUUGUUUACGUAAAUAGUUUGAUUUCGAUGGGUGAAGGGAGAUCAUAA
Molecule: messenger RNA, 1227 nt
Organism: Argentina anserina (silverweed cinquefoil)
Lineage: Eukaryota; Viridiplantae; Streptophyta; Magnoliopsida; Rosales; Rosaceae
Product: F-box/kelch-repeat protein At3g06240-like
Exons: 1
Coding region: 1-1227 (408 amino acids)
Molecular function (GO): protein binding
Source: RefSeq, a predicted model, not a curated record